AUGGCUACUGCGUUAUAUACUGCAAACGAUUUCAUAUUAAUCUCGUUGCCUCAAAAUGCUCAACCUGUUACCGCCCCUGGCUCCAAAACUGAUUCAUGGUUCAAUGAGACCUUAAUCGGGGGUAGGGCAUUUGUUUCUGAUUUCAAAAUUCCCGAAUUCAAAAUUGGCUCUUUAGACACAUUGAUAGUUGAAUCGGAAGAACUGUCUAAAGUAGAUAACCAAAUUGGGGCUUCUAUUGGCAAAAUCAUUGAAAUUCUUCAAGGCCUCAACGAGACCAGCACCAAUGCUUACAGGACUUUACCUAUCAAUAAUAUGCCAGUUCCUGAAUACUUGGAAAAUUUUCAAUGGCAAACCAGAAAGUUCAAGUUAGAUAAGUCUAUCAAAGAUUUGAUAACAUUGAUUUCUAAUGAAUCUUCUCAAUUAGACGCCGACGUCAGAGCUACUUAUGCAAAUUACAACAGCGCUAAAACUAACUUGGCUGCUGCUGAGAGAAAGAAGACGGGUGACCUUUCUGUCAGAUCCUUGCAUGAUAUUGUCAAGCCCGAAGACUUCGUUCUUAAUUCUGAACAUUUAACUACUGUUCUAGUAGCAGUUCCCAAAAGUUUAAAAUCCGAUUUCGAAAAAUCGUACGAAACUUUAUCCAAGAACGUUGUACCAGCAUCUGCCAGCGUGAUUGCAGAGGAUGCUGAGUAUGUUUUGUUCAAUGUUCAUUUGUUCAAGAAAAACGUUCAAGAAUUCACAACAGCUGCUAGAGAGAAGAAAUUCAUUCCUCGUGAAUUUAACUACUCGGAGGAAUUAAUUGACCAGUUGAAAAAAGAGCAUGACUCUGCUGCCAGUUUAGAACAAUCUUUGCGCGUCCAGUUGGUAAGAUUGGCCAAGACAGCUUAUGUCGAUGUUUUUAUAAAUUGGUUCCACAUCAAGGCCUUGAGAGUUUACGUGGAAUCUGUUUUGCGUUACGGGUUGCCACCUCACUUUAACAUCAAGAUUAUAGCUGUCCCACCAAAGAAUCUCUCUAAAUGCAAGUCUGAAUUAAUUGAUGCUUUUGGAUUUCUUGGUGGCAAUGCCUUCAUGAAGGAUAAAAAAGGGAAAAUUAACAAGCAAGAUACUUCUCUUCACCAAUAUGCUUCUCUUGUCGACACAGAGUAUGAACCAUUUGUGAUGUAUAUAAUCAAUUUAUAA
Messenger RNA from Saccharomyces cerevisiae S288C, 1179 nucleotides. RefSeq names its product H(+)-transporting V1 sector ATPase subunit C (gene VMA5). The coding region runs from base 1 to 1179 and encodes 392 amino acids. Gene Ontology annotation, cellular component: vacuolar membrane; proton-transporting V-type ATPase, V1 domain. The record is from RefSeq and is marked reviewed. Gene Ontology annotation, biological process: proton transmembrane transport. Gene Ontology annotation, molecular function: proton-transporting ATPase activity, rotational mechanism; proton transmembrane transporter activity. NCBI's taxonomy places the organism in Eukaryota, Fungi, Ascomycota, Saccharomycetes, Saccharomycetales, Saccharomycetaceae. The transcript has a single exon.